Molecule: messenger RNA, 5845 nt
Organism: Drosophila eugracilis
Lineage: Eukaryota; Metazoa; Arthropoda; Insecta; Diptera; Drosophilidae
Gene: sol
Product: calpain-D
Exons: 9
Coding region: 670-5370 (1566 amino acids)
Biological process (GO): proteolysis
Cellular component (GO): cytoplasm
Molecular function (GO): calcium-dependent cysteine-type endopeptidase activity
Source: RefSeq, a predicted model, not a curated record
UUUACAACUGGUGGUAGGAGGUUAAUUAUAACUGUUUUUUGGUUGAGCAUCUAUGUACAUAUGUAUGUUUAAAAAUGGGGCGGUGAACUUUAUAUACUUCUGAGGAGAGGAUAACAUAUCUAAUUCCCUUUUCUAAUAUGUUUCUUAAUUUAAUUAUUUUUUUUUAAUUGCGAAGAUAAAGAAGGCCUGCGUUUUGAUUUUCGUUGUUGCACCCUGGUCGCUUUCUAUUCUAAUCAAUUUAGCAAAAAUGUUAGUUAUUGUUUUGUAAUUGUACAACACUGGCUUUUCGGGGUAACAUAAUGGACAUGACAACCCUGUCAGGCAGGGUUCACGCACUCGGGUAACCCUGUCGUUGCAGGUGUUUGCGCACGUCGACAACCCUAGCGGCAACAGUUAAAAAAUGGUGUGAAACGGCGACGGAGAACGCGGCGUGCAACUGUUGGAAGCCAUUGCUUGGUCCUCGUUUUGGUCCCGGGUUCUGGUCCUCCUAUCGAUCUCCAUCUCCGCCCGGUCACCAACGCACCAACACACCACUUCCAUUGGUAGUUCCAUUUCCACAUCCGCAUCCAAAUCCACAUCCACUCCCCCGCCAGCCAGCCAACAACAACAACAGCAGCAGAAGCUCGCAAUUCGAAACGGAACUUAAAACUUUUGCGUGUCCCCCGCGAAAUGGGCACUAUCUCAUCCGUGCUUCAAUGGUCGUGCACCAAGUGCAACACGAUCAAUCCCACGGAAUCGCUCAAGUGCUUCAAUUGCGGCACCGUUCGGAAAGUGUUUCCUCAACAACAUCAGCAACAGCAACGAAGAGUCCCCGCCUCCUGGACAGCUGAUGAUGCACUGGAUCAGGAACAGGCGGAGAAGGAUAAGGAGAAGGGCAGGGCGGCAGUUGCCAGGAGUGAGUACAAGCAUGUGUAUAAGUCCCUGCUGCGCGGAUGCUUGAAAAGACCACAGCGAAACAGCCAGAAUCUGCCUGCCAAUUGUGUGGACUGCGAGGACACGCGCAAGUACAUCAAGAGCUCCAUCGAGCUGUACCGCCACUUCUCGAAUCCGGCCCUCAACCGCCGGUGGGUGUGUCACGCCUGUGGCACGGACAACAGCUCGGUCACCUGGCACUGCAUCAUCUGCGACACGGUCAGCUACCUGGCGCCCAUCUACAAGGACGCCAUCGCUGCCGACCGAGGCCAAGAGCUGGCCGGCAGUCUGGGCAAUCACGGAGAGCUGCUGGCGGCGGACCACCAACAUCAUCAUCAUCACCACCUCCACCAAGAGUUGGAGGAGCAGCAUCAUCACCAGCAUCAGUUACAUUCCCAGCACUCGCACAAGCGGCACCUCAAGGGUAGAUCUGCAUCGGGAUCUGGAUCUGGAUCGGGAUCUGGACUGCGGCGCACUCAAAGCCUGAGCACCGCCAUCGACAAGAGCACCUCCGGGCGCAGUUGUCACAUUUGCUAUGCGAACAACCAAAGCAAAGACAUCUUCAAUCUGCCGCAGGUCAAGCCGACGCCGCAGCUGACAGGUAUUCCCCCGGUGGCCGCCUGCAGCAACUCCCGAUUUGCCAUCGCCAACGACACGUUUUGCCGGCGCAAGCAGAACAACAACAACAAGAACCAAAAUCACAAAGUGGUACGCGAGAGCGGAGCCAAGCGGAAGUAUAACUUCACCAUAACCACGCUCUCGCGUUCGGCGGCCAAGGAUUCCGGCCAAGGCCAAAUGAAGCCACUGCGUCAGCCCCUUAAUCUGAAUGUGAAUCUCCAGCAAGAGCAGCAGCAGAAGACGCCGGGAAAUCCACAGCAGUUGCAGAGGAAGACCCAGCGGGAGCCAGCAGCAGUGAGUAUGAAUCCAACGCAGUUCACCAUUCCGCGGAACGGCGUCUUCAUAGCCGUCAACGAGUGGUCGGAGCCAAUGGCCAACAGCUCCUCUGGCUCCUCCAGCACAAAUCAUCAUCAUCACCAUCACAGCAACAGCAUCAACAACAACAGCAGUUCCGGCAGCAGCAACAAGUUGUAUGAAAACGAGUGUGUGGCCUUGGCUCAGCAGCAACUAAGAGCAGCUGCUGCUCAGGCGGCACAGGCAGCCGCCACAGCGGUGGCCAUUGCGAGCACGCCAUCUGGCAAGGCGUCGGCGGAGCCAACUCCUCUAGCUACUAUGCCCAUAUAUGCGCAGGUGAACAAACAGCACAAGCUGAAAAAAAAGCAACAGACUGUCAACGAAACGCAAACAAACAACAAUGGCAGUGGAGAGAUUACGGAUGCGGUCAGUGAAUCCCUCGCAGGAUUGGGUACCAGCGCCGAUGGCAGCGGCGAGGCCAGUGAAUCUGAGUCGCAAGUGGAGGAGCAUUCCAUCUACGCCAAGGUGUGGAAGGGACCACGCAAGACGACCGAAUCGAAAAUUACGCAUGAUCCCGGGAGCAGUAGUCGCCUGAUAUUAGCCCCAUCCGCAACAGCAGUAACAUCAUCCUCGGGAGUCGGAGCGUUAGUUGCAGCAGCCGGCGCAGUUCCUGCCGCACGGCACGACAAUAAAGCACAGCUGGGCAACAGCAACGGCAGCCGCAGUAAGAUGUGGACAUGCAUUAAAUGUUCCUAUGCCUACAACCGACUCUGGGUGCAGGCCUGCGAAAUGUGCGAGGCCAAACUGGAGCAGCAGCAUCAGCAACUCCAGCAGCAGCAGCAGCACCAUUCACAGCAGCAACAGCUGGCAGGUGUUCAGGAAAAAGAAACCCCCCGCGACGAGCCCUGGACGUGUAAGAAGUGCACCCUGGUAAACUACUCCUCGGCGAUGGCCUGUGUGGUCUGCGGCGGCUCCAAGUUGAAGAGCAUCUCAUCAAUCGAGGACAUGACUCUACGAAAGGGCGAGUUUUGGACCUGCAGCCACUGCACACUGAAAAACUCGCUUCACUCACCGGUGUGCAGUGCUUGCAAGUCGCACCGUCAGCCGCAGCUUUCAAUGACUAUGGAAGCGGUGCGCGAGCGACCGGAUGGCCAGUCGUACGAGGAGCAGGAUGCUGCAGCAGCCGGGGGUGGAAGUAGUAGUGGAUCCAGCGUCCACCAAACAAGCACCAACGAAGUCAAAACACCAACAGCUUUGAAUCUUCCACUAGCUUCGGUGGCCUUGCCCAUGCCGAUGCUGCAAAUUCCAACGUCAUCGGCAGCUGGACUGCGUGGGUCGCGCAGUCCCUCGCCUAGGAUGCAGCCACUGCCAUCGCUCCAGCAGCAGAGAAGUUCAAGUUCUUCUGGAGCUAUACCUAAACGUCACAGCACAGGCGGCUCCAUUGUUCCCAGGAACAUCUCUAUUGCCGGACUGGCCAACUACAACUUGCAGCAGGGCACCGCAUCCGUAGUAUCUGCCUCAGGAGCUGGAGCCAGUGCCAGCUCAAAAAAGUGGCAGUGCCCAGCUUGUACAUACGAAAACUGUGCUGCAUCCGUGGUAUGUGACAUCUGCUCAAGUCCGCGUGGCCUGGCAAGCGCUGUUUUGGGAGAGGCUAUGGCCAGGAAGUCCAUUCGAGUUGCCCUCACCCCGGCAGAUAUCAGACAGGAGAGCAAGCUGAUGGAGAAUCUGCGCCAGCUGGAGGAAACAGAGGCGCUGACCAAAUGGCAAAACAUUAUCCAGUACUGCCGUGACAACAACGAGCUUUUCGUGGAUGAUUCGUUUCCGCCGGCACCAAAGAGCCUGUACUACAACCCGGCGAGCGGAGCAGGCGAGGGCAAUCCUGUGGUGCAGUGGCGACGACCGCAUGAAAUUAACUGCGAUGGCGGGGCGUAUCCACCGUGGGCUGUAUUCCGCACACCGCUGCCCUCAGACAUUUGCCAAGGAGUCUUGGGCAAUUGCUGGUUACUUAGUGCGCUGGCGGUGCUAGCGGAGCGCGAGGAUCUGGUCAAGGAGGUGCUGGUCACAAAGGAGAUAUGUGGCCAAGGCGCAUACCAAGUACGCCUCUGCAAAGAUGGAAAGUGGACGACUGUGCUAGUGGAUGAUCUAUUACCGUGCGAUAAACGGGGCCAUCUAGUCUACUCGCAGGCCAAGCGCAAGCAACUAUGGGUGCCGCUAAUCGAGAAGGCAGUGGCCAAAAUCCACGGCUGCUAUGAGGCGCUGGUCUCCGGCAGAGCCAUCGAGGGACUGGCCACGCUGACAGGAGCGCCUUGCGAGAGCAUACCGCUUCAGGCGAGCAGCUUGCCCAUGCCCAGCGAGGAUGAGCUGGACAAGGACCUGAUAUGGGCGCAGCUGCUAAGCUCGCGGUGUGUACGAUUUCUUAUGGGCGCCAGUUGUGGCGGUGGCAACAUGAAGGUGGACGAAGAGGAGUAUCAGCAAAAGGGGUUGCGCCCGCGACACGCUUACUCAGUGCUAGACGUGAAAGAUAUCCAGGGACAUCGACUGCUUAAGCUGCGCAAUCCGUGGGGUCACUAUUCGUGGCGUGGUGAUUGGUCGGAUGAUUCCUCCCUGUGGACGGACGACCUCCGGGAUGCUCUAAUGCCGCACGGCGCUAGUGAGGGUGUCUUUUGGAUCUCGUUCGAGGACGUUCUUAACUACUUCGACUGCAUUGACAUCUGCAAGGUGCGCUCCGGCUGGAACGAAGUGCGAUUGCAGGGCACUUUGCAACCCCUGUGCUCCAUCUCUUGUGUGUUGCUCACUGUGCUGGAGCCGACGGAGGCGGAGUUUACGCUCUUCCAGGAGGGACAGCGCAACUCGGAGAAGUCGCAACGCUCGCAGCUGGACCUGUGCGUUGUGAUUUUCCGCACCCGAUCUCCGGCGGCGCCAGAAAUAGGUCGUUUAGUAGAGCACAGCAAGCGGCAGGUGCGCGGUUUUGUGGGCUGCCAUAAAAUGCUAGAGCGGGAUAUUUACCUGCUUGUGUGCCUGGCUUUCAACCACUGGCACACGGGCAUCGAAGAUCCGCACCAGUAUCCGCAGUGCAUACUGGCAAUACAUAGCUCAAAGCGACUUCUGGUGGAGCAGAUUAGUCCCUCUCCGCACCUCCUGGCGGACGCCAUUAUCAGCCUGACCUUAACAAAAGGGCAGCGACACGAGGGGCGCGAGGGCAUGACCGCCUAUUAUCUGACCAAGGGCUGGGCGGGUCUGGUUGUGAUGGUGGAGAAUAGACAUGAGAACAAGUGGAUCCAUGUAAAAUGCGACUGCCAGGAAAGCUACAAUGUGGUGUCCACAAGGGGCGAACUCAAGACGGUGGACUCAGUGCCGCCACUCCAAAGACAAGUUAUAAUCGUGCUUACCCAACUGGAGGGCAGUGGUGGCUUUAGUAUUGCCCACCGGCUAACCCAUCGGUUGGCAAACUCUCGCGGCCUUCACGACUGGGGCCCACCCGGUGCUACCCACUGUCCGCCCAUCGAGAAUGUGCAUGGAUUACACGCCCCGCGGCUGAUCACCUAAGAUGAGAUUGGAUUGGGACUUGGGAAAGCGAAUGGCGAGAUAUGAGUAGUAGGCCACUGUUGAGGCUCUCUCUCGAUCUGUCAUUGUUGGCAUGCGUCUCCGCUCAUUUCUACCCGUACUCUAGUCGAUGUUUUGUUAAAGUAUCACAUCACAGCGAAGAAAACCAAAAGCUUAAACCAACCAACUAAGCAAAACAUAUAUAUGUGUAUAGAUAGAUCCGUGCAGAUAUGAUGUGUUUAUGUACUACGUCUCAUUUGGAACAGCGGAGCAUAUUGGUUUGGCAACGGCAGAGUCCGGAAGCCGAUAUCAUGAGUCCGAAGAUCUCGGCACGAUUCCAUCAAGAUCAAAUGAUAUAUGUUUUGAUUUAAACGCCGAUGUUUAUGGAUUAUAUAGAUAUGUAUUGUGAAUUUAAGUGCAUCCAAUAUUAAUAUGUGUAUUGUUUUAAAAAUAAAGACUACAAGUUAUAAAAGCGAAA